UAGUGUUGGUGUGGAAGCGGUCCAGGUGUUGGAGGGGAGUCCCAUGGUGGAGACGAGGAACUCUCCAACAUACCCUCCUCCUAGUGUCUUCCUCCACCACAUCUACUCCCCCACAUCCCUCCACCGUCCACUUCAAUACUCCCCAGCAUCCCUCCUCCAACACACCUACUCCACCAAAGUACUCCAUCAAUCUCGAGAACGACAACAAUCACCACCUCUUGUAUCUCCAACACUCCACCAGUCACCCCAUCCAGUCUCCGAUGCACUCCCAGGUAACCACCACUACCAGUCACCUCUGCUACAGUCACCACCACACUCUGGGAGGCUCCAACAGUUACAAGGGGGACUAAAGAAGACUGGGUUCAGGUUCGAGAUGGAGAAAAAGAGGGAGAGAAGUGAGGAGGAGGAGGAGGAGAUGGUGGAGAGAAUGAGUGAAGAGGAUGAACAGAAGGAGAAAGAGAGGGAGACUGGUGAAGAGGAGGAGAAGGCAGAAAGGGAGAGUGACGAGGGAGAGAAGCUGCUGGCUGGAGUCAACAGCCUAAAGAGUCAGCCAAGUGGAAACUGGCCUCAGGCAACAGGCGGUGACGAAGACGACGACGGAGGAGGAGGAAGAGAAGGGAGAGAAGAGAAGACAAGAGAGAACAGUAGAAGAGAGAGAAAGGAAAGGAAAAUGGAUAUAGAAAGGAAAGACAAAGACGAGAGAAGGAUUGAGAUUGAAAAACAGAUUAAAGAAGAGAGGAAGAGAGGAGAAAACUGGAAGGGGAAUCAUUAUAAGGAGCGAUUUUUAGUGUCGGAUCUGCCUUUGACAUCAACUCUGAGACGAAGUGAGAUAAAAGAGGAAAUACCAGCUAAUGAUACUGAAGGGAAACAGAAGGAGGAUGAUAAAGAUGGUGUCAAGGAAGGAAAGGAUGAUGAAGAAGGUGUUAAAGAAGGAGAGGAUGAUGAAGAAGGUGUCAAGGAAGGAGAGGAUGAUGAAGAAGGCGUCAAGGAAGGAGAGGAUGAUGAAGAAGGUGUCAAGGAAGAUAAUAAUGAUAAGAAAGUUGAAGAGGAAAAAGAAUUUGUUGAAGAAGACAAAGAAGGUGUAAGCGAAAGAGAAAUAGACAGUGAUGAAGACAAAGAACAUGAUAAAGAAACAAAAGAAGAAGAAAAAGAAGGCAACACUAAAGAUGGAGAUGAAAUACAGAUAAGACAGGAUACAAAUAAUGAUAAUGAAGAUGUUAGGAAAAAAAAAGAAGAAAAAGAAGAAGGAGAAAAUAAGAGAGAAAUUAAAGAUCGCAAAAAGAAUAUACAAGAACAAGAAUAUGAAGAACCAGGCACUCACAAAACACACGAUAAAAGGGGAGAAAGCAUAGAAAACACCAAACAAGAAGAAGAGGGAAAACAAGAAAGAGAUGAUAAUGAUGAGAAUAAAGCAACACGAUCUCAGCAUGAUAGAUCACAGGAUAUAAACAGGACCAUGAUACAUCCCAUAACAAGUUUGGAGAACACUAGCUGGCUCAGGUCACCUUCACCUACAGGACGCCAAGAUCACGCGGAACCUGGAUUAGGGGACCAGCUGGCCAGAGACGACACCUGGCAAAUGGACCGCCUACACCAUCGAGUUUUGAGCCGAGGCGUCGAAAGGAACAAGUUGGUGGUGAGGACGAGGAGAUCUGGCCAACACCUCCCCUCUCUUCCCUCACUAUACCUCUCCCCUGUAACCUCCCUCAACUUCCCCUCACCCGUCUCCUCUUCCACCUUCUCCUUCCCAUCCUCCAGGCAUCUGUCCUCCUCUUUACCGCUCUCCCUCUCACUUGAACCUCCUCCUCCCCCAGCUUCCUCCUCCUUCUCUUCCUCCUCCUCCUCCUCCAAUGACCCUUCCUCAACACACCCACUCCAACGCCCCUCGUCGAUCUCACCCACCACGUCGUCCCCUCAAGCCCCCAUCACCACUUCAACACCCACGACAACAUUACCACGCCUACCUACUCCAUCACCAUGCACCGAUACACUGUCACCACGCCUUCCCACCCCUCCGCCACGCCAGUUCACGCCAUCACUCCGCUUGCCCACGCCAUCAGGAGGCCCAGGCACGCCCCACAAGACUGGUGCUCAGGCCGUGGUGCGAGAGUCCUCAAGACGUGCUGAGACUACUGCUGCUGUAGACGACAUGCAAGAUCGUGUGGUAUCGGAUGGAAGCAUGACCUCAUCCACAAAUGGGGUUCUCCUACUCCCUAGAUACCCGCUUAACCCGCACCCACAACCUCAGAUAUCUCAACAGCUCCUCACAUCACCACAACCACUACAACCUAAAUCACCACCGCAAUCACAGCAAAUUCCACACACUCGAACGUAUCCUGAAAGUUGGUCGGUAUACAGGACACACACACAGCAACCAAUGCCACUGCAGCCACAAAAACCACCACAACCUCCACCACAACUUACCCACAGUCCUCCUAAACAGACGUCACCACAGCAACAACCACAGCUACCUUCACAGCCUAUAGACCAUCUCCACAGCGCCCUAGUACCCCCACCGCAGGAAGCACAGAGGCGGCACCAACAACUGACGCAGCCACGGCAGUACGGUCCAAGGUUGUCCAGUUACGAGCAAGAGACUGUCAUUAGCACAGGGGAUGGAAACACAGCGUAUGACGGGUCAGCUGGUCACACCGUACAUGAAGACUCAGCUGUUAACAUGUCACAAAGCAUUAGUAGUGACCAACAUUAUCUCCACGACAAAAAGGUGUACCGGCGGGGAGGUGCUUCAGUGGAGGUGAGGAUCAGCGGCCUCAAGCGACCCUCCAGGGACUUGGGGCUCAACCCUUACGUUCGACCAGAGUCGGCGCCUCAGCUGCGGUACACGCCCAUCGAGCAGACAGUGUCCCCGGGGUCACCUGUAUCCCUCAAGUGCUCGGCUAUGGGAGCACCUGAACCUGUGAUCACCUGGACUCGCGAUCACCAGCCUCUCUUACCCUCCCACAGGACGAGUGUGGGGAGCUUCAGGACAGCUCUGGGGGAGGUGGUGAGCCAAGUGAACCUGAGCUCGGUGACGGGGCGGGAGGGCGGCCUCUACACCUGCACCGCCUCCAACACCCACGGCUCCCUUGCCCACUCCGCCAGGCUCAAUGUCUACGGUCCCCCCUUCGUGAGAGCCAUGGGCAACGUGACGGCAGUGUCUGGGGAGGACGUGCAGCUGUGGUGUCCUGCAGGAGGCUACCCCACCCCCACCAUCACCUGGAGGAGAGACGGGCAGAUCCUCCCCACCUCCCUCGGGCAGGAGGUGGCGUUGAACGGGACCCUGGUGGUCAGGGAAGCUGACCAUGAUGACGUCGGCCGCUACACCUGUGUGGUCUCCGGCAGGCAGGGCCAAACCGCCUCCUCCCACACCUUCCUCCACGUUCUCAAGCCGCCUAAGAUCGAGCCGUUCACGUUCCGGAAUGACCUACAGGAGGGGGAGCGAACACAACUCACUUGUAUGAUCAACUCAGGUGACCUACCCAUCACCCUCAACUGGCUCAAGGACGGCAGACACCUCCAGCACGACCCAGGGAUCGAUGUCAAACAGACCAGCGACUACUCGAGGGUGCUGUUGUUCAAGAAGCUGAGGGAACACCACUCUGGCACCUACACCUGUGAGGCCGCUAAUGCCGCCGCCACCGCCAACCACACCGCAACUGUCAGGGUCAAGGUGUCGCCCAGGUGGGUAGUGGAGCCAGGAAGCGCAACUGCCUUGGUGGGACACACGGUGGUACUCGACUGUAGUGCCCGCGGCUACCCCCAACCUGACCUCACCUGGAUGAAAGCACCAGGUGACACAGCGCAGGACUUCCAGGCGGUGGUGCUGGACGGGGUAAGAGCUUCCCAGGCACCGAAUGGGUCCUUGGUGCUGCCUUCUGUGACCACCACCAGCGCUGGAUGGUUCCUCUGUCGCGCUGCUAACACCGUCGGUAAACCCAUCUCCAAGGUCGUCCAGCUCACAGUCCAUGCCCCGGCUCGUGUGGUGACGGAGGGUGGACGGGUGACGGGCCAUGCGGGACAGACAGUAACAGUCGACUGUGAGGCGACAGGUGACGACCCUCUCACCAUCACCUGGCAGCGUCACCAUGCACCCGUCUCACCAAGUCACAGGACAUCGGUGCGUGAGAGUGGUGGUGGCGGGUCUGUUCGUGCCGUGCUGGAGAUAGGGAUAGUGACAGCUUCAGACGCCGGGCAGUAUACCUGUCGAGCUGCCAACCCACACGGGGAGCACUCACAGGUGUUCAACAUCGCUGUCAUAGAGCCGCCAACAGCUCCUGCAGGUGUGGUGGUGUCCGAGGUGGGGAGUCGCUCUGCACGUGUCACCUGGACCCUCCCUCAACCAGCAGCUGUUACCAUACAGUAUAGAGCAGAGGGAGAGUCGUGGGCAACUCAUGGGCGUAACGUCAGUGUGGGUCAGUGGGCGUCGUGGCACGUGUUGACAGGACUCACACCCUAUCACUCCUACGCCCUCAGACUGAUGGCUCAUAAUGACUUAGGCGUGUCUCAGCCCUCCAGCGUGCAGGUCUUCACUACUACCGAGGAAGCACCGACAGGAGCGCCUCGGGACGUGCGUGUAGCUGCAGGAAGUCCUCGUUCUCUCUUGGUGACUUGGCGUGCCCCUGAUCCACACCUCACUCACGGUCCUCUCAGGGGCUACACCAUCGCUCUUCGUCGUCAGAACCUCCAGGGCCACCUCACCUACAUCACCAGAGCCGUUGCAACGCCAUUAGGUGACCCGGAAUCUGUAGAGCAGUACGAGGUUCGAGGCCUGACUCCGGCGUCUCUCUACGAGGUGGCGGUGAGGGCGUUCACGAGGGCGGGACCUGGACCUCUGUCAUCACCCAGGAUAGUUGACUCUACCAGCCACGACGCCCCGUCGUGUCCUCCUGCGGGAGUAUCAUGCCGUGGGUCAGGGCGGGGCAGUGUACGGGUGUGGUGGUCUCCUCCGCCUUCACACUGUGUUCACGCCCCCGUCAGUGGCUACACCAUCGUCGCUACGCCCACUAAACACACCUACCACAGUGGCAGCAGCAGCACGUGGGAGAUAAACACAACCAACCUGGAGAAGAACCUGGACGGCCUCCCUCCAGCCACCAACAUGAGUGUGAGGGUCAAGGCCUUCAACGAGGUGGGCAACAGCUCCCCCAACCACCCCGUCUUCUGCCUCACAGAGGAUGAUGUUCCAGGGCCUCCGAGAAGGGUGCGGGUGAUAGUGACAGGCAGCACCACCCUGCUGGUGACGUGGUCGCCGCCCCAGCCACAAACAGGCACCAUCCUCCACUACACCCUCUACUCCGCCAGGGACGACCAGGUGGCGGUGCGGGACGUGGUGGGUGCAGGUGGGUCAGAAGCCACCUGGAGAGAGCUGAACAACCUCACGCCGGCCUCCAGAGUCCAGGUGUGGGUGACAGCCACCACAGUGGCGGGUGAGGGCAGUCAGUCGCCAAGACUCAUCGCGGUGCCCACACCCACACCCACACAUGCGCCCAUCGCUGUGGGCGGAGGACGGUCGUGGUGGGUGGGGGCAGGGUCGGGGGUGACGCUGGGGUGCAGGGGCCUGGGGUCGCCGCUCCCCACUAUCUCCUGGAGGAAGGGCAGCUCCAACACCAUCACCAGCAGCCAACACACCCAGCUCCUGCCAGGGGGGGACCUUCACCUCACGACUGUGAGGGAGACGACCAACUUCACGUGUUUGGUGAGGAACAGUGUGGGCGUGGACAGCCUCAUGCAUCAAGUGGUGGCCGUCACCACGCCCCCGCCGCCCACCCUCACCCUCGCCCACGCCACCCACCACGCCCUAAACCUCUCCAUCACCCCAACUGGUGACGGAGGCGCUCCUAUUCUAGGUUACACGGUGCAUCACAGACAGCGGGCGGGGGAGUGGGUGGAGACGAGUGCUGACCCUGGGGUGAGGACGGUGAUGGUGAGAGGUCUUCCCUGUGGCGCCCCUCACCACCUCUACCUCACCGCCUGGAACACUCACGGCACCAGCACCCCGAGUCCUGUCCUCCUCACUAACACACUCGGCAGUCCUCCUGGUAGUCCCAACCCGGCCAAAUUAAUGGAGGUGAACGCGACGUGUGUGACGCUCCGUCUGUAUGUCUGGCCUGAGCUGGGCUGCCCCGUCACACACUGGAAGGUUGAACUUGGUAGUGAGGAGGACGAAGUGACCUGGACACCCUUGUAUGCUCACGUGACCCGAGACAUCACUGACCUGGGGAUCUGUGACUUGACCACUACCUCCUGGCACCUCCUGCGGAUCACAGCGGCAUCUACUGCUGGAGACACGUCCAUAGUGUACCGUGUGGCCAUCGGGGGCUACAACGGAGGAGAGCCGCCGGUGCAGGAGGUAGUGGUGAUGGGCAGCCCGGCGGUGAUGACAGGGUGGCUAGACGCCCAUGUGGUGGCAGGUGUUGUCAGCGCCGUCCUGCUGGCUGCUGCACUGAUAAUCUGCGUCUGCGUCGCCGUCAGGAGAAGAAGGUACGGUGGUUACAGACCAGGUGAGAGUCUGGACAACAAGGGCGGGGGAGAGGAAGACAACGCCCGUAACUCAGAGCUCACCCGCGCCCACCUCUACUCUCCGACGCCAACCAAGAAACCCCACGGCUCCCUUGCCUCCCUCAAGACCCAGGACGACACCUCUGACCCCUACGAGAUCUGCCCAUACGCCACCUUCAGCGUGGGAAGCUCGGAGGGCACUUUAGAGUAUGGUCUGUCUCUACACGCUAUGACACCUCGGGACUGCCUCGACCAACCUGUCCACAGUGAGCGUCACACCCAGCAGUCACCAGCCUACGGUCAGCUUGGGCGUCAACGAGCUCAGUCCCACUAUAAGGAAACAGAGAUCGCCUAUAUAAGUAAUCGUAACCGCGGUGAGUAUGGAAGUAGACCCAAGUCCAUGCCAGGGGGACAGCCGACACCUGCACCUCAACCAGGAGAGGCCGUAGAGCAGAGGGCGUGGCCAGAGGAGUCUCGGAAGGACUCGCGAACUCGACCUAACCGCUCCAGAAGUCGUACGAGAGGAGCCGAGGCUGCUAACCGUGAUUCCAGCACUGAGAGUAACGACCCUUCCUCACCUGUGCAGCAGCAGCGACAGCACUAUCAACACCCACAAAUGCCACCACAACCGCAUCACCAACAGCGUCCUCAGCAGUUAGCCUCACAGCAGAUGGUAGUAUCACAGCACCCACAGCAGUUGGCCUCACAGCAGCAAGUGACAGCAGGAGGACGUGUUGGGCCUCAUCCACUGCCGCCUGUCCGCCAUGCCAGAGUACGAAGAGAUUCCUCCUCGUCCAGCGGGGCUUCGUCUCCCCUCACACCCCCACGACCACGGACUCCACCACCCAGGCCUCUGCACCCUCCCUCGGCCUUCUCUGACUCCCGAGAACUGUCCGAGACGGAGUGCGACAGAGAGAUGCUAUCACAAGCUCAGGCCAGCUCCAACGCCUCACAGUUAAGAGGGAGACGAAUUAAUGGUAAAAUAGGAAGUGAUAAUAUGUCGGCUAAUGAACUGGCUGUUUUGUUGCAACGGUAUGAACAACAGCAGCAGCAGCAACAACAGGAGCAACAGCAACAGAACGCCCAACAGAAACAUCAACAACAGCCAAAAUUACACCGAGGGACCCAGAAAAAUCCCUACAGUAUAAAUGUGUAGUUUUUUUUAGCCUUAUUUCUGUAUAAACAAUUGAGAGCUGUAGAAGAAAGAAAACAAGGUUUCUAUUUUUAUAAUGUAAUAAAUCAGAGGUGUUGUUUGAUUACCUGUUGCUGAAUGUUGAAAUCUCCUUAAGUCUGUCUGUUGUCAGUGUAAAUAUUGUUCCCAGAUGGUUAUUAUGAUUCACUGUGUAUAUGUGUUUGUUGCUCAAGUCAGGUCAAGUAUGGUGUGAAGGAGAGAGAGAGAGAGAGAGAGGUGGGGGGUUAAGAUGAUGGAUUAAGCAUCUCAAGACGUAAGUAUUGACGUAACCUGACGUACCAACACUCGUAUAGUACCUUCGUUCUAUACCUUAUAGCUCACAGUGUCUCAAGUUUGUGUUCAUUGUAUCACACAACCCUGAUAAACAUUGCUGUUGUUUACCUAAUUACGAGUUUUUUUGGAUCAAGACUGUACAUACUUAGUGUAAAAGUUUAUAUAUCACAUAAAACGUACCUGUAA
Homarus americanus (American lobster) is the source of this 8149-nucleotide messenger RNA. Its product is annotated as Down syndrome cell adhesion molecule-like protein Dscam2. Gene Ontology annotation, cellular component: axon; plasma membrane. Gene Ontology annotation, biological process: axon guidance; dendrite self-avoidance; homophilic cell-cell adhesion. The record is from RefSeq and is a predicted model, not a curated record. The coding region runs from base 44 to 7654 and encodes 2536 amino acids. The transcript is spliced from 33 exons. NCBI's taxonomy places the organism in Eukaryota, Metazoa, Arthropoda, Malacostraca, Decapoda, Nephropidae. Gene Ontology annotation, molecular function: cell-cell adhesion mediator activity.